Molecule: messenger RNA, 2201 nt
Organism: Triticum aestivum (bread wheat)
Lineage: Eukaryota; Viridiplantae; Streptophyta; Magnoliopsida; Poales; Poaceae
Product: acyltransferase-like protein At1g54570, chloroplastic
Exons: 13
Coding region: 80-2068 (662 amino acids)
Cellular component (GO): membrane
Source: RefSeq, a predicted model, not a curated record
GGCGCGCAUGGCUCAUGCUUAAGUACGUAGGUCCCUCUUGAAACCAUGGCCGGGAUGCUCAAAAGAAAGCUUAGCGGCAAUGGCGACUCUCUCCCUCUCCCUGGCACACCCGCAGGUGCUCCCCCUCUGGCAACAAGGGCUGCGGCAGCGACGGCUGCAUGGCUCGUCCAGACACGCACACGCCGCCGGGAGGGUGCAGGCCAGCUACAGGGGUCUUGAGCCGCUGUACGAUGAUGGGUACGGGACGGUCAAGGACCUGGGCCACUACUACCGGGCGAUCGGGGAGCUGGUGGAGCACGACGGCGGGCCGCCCCGCUGGCUUUGCCCCGUCGACGCCGGCGAACCGGCGGUCGAGGAUGCCCCGGUCAUGCUGUAUUUGCCAGGGAUAGAUGGAAUGGGGAUGGGGCUCUGCAUGCACCACAAGGCUCUUGGAACGAUAUUUGAACUUAGAUGCAUGCAUAUUCCUCGUCGCGACCGCACGCCGUUCGAAGAACUUGUCACAAUGGUAGAGGAUGUUGUGAGAGCAGAGCAUUCUGCUUCUCCUACUAAGCCCAUCUACAUAUUGGGGAAUUCAUUUGGAGGAUGCAUAGCCCUUGCAGUCGCCGCUCGCAAUCCUGGCACUGAUUUGGUACUGGUACUAGUUAAUCCAGCUACAUCAUUUGAGAGAUCACGCAUAAAAACACUUCUGUCGGUUUUCAGCCCGUUGUCGGACCGUGCCUGUAUUGCAGCUGCAGCUCUACUGAAUUACAACAUCCACAAUGAGGUGAACAUGGCACUGAGUAUAAUGAAAAGUGGGAGGCAUCCUUUAGAAGCACUCAGCAGAUUGACAAGUAACAUGUCAUCUUCCCUGAAGCAUUCGAAAAUGCUGGACAAACUACCAAAAGACACACUAAAAUGGAAGAUUAAACUGAUCAAACAGGCUGCAUCAUACGCUAAUAGCCAUAUACAAUCAGUUACAGCCGAGGUGCUACUGCUAGCCAGCUGCGCCGACAGGUUACUUCCGAGCAAAUCUGAAGCUAACAAGCUACAGAAGAAGUUACCCAAAUGCAGAGUCUUCUUCUUUGAGAAGCAUGGCCACAGCUUGCUGCUGGAGCAUGGUGUCCAUGUCUCAUCCAUCAUCAAGUGCUCUUCCCUCUACCGCCACUCGAGGCGCUACCACCGGGUUCGCGACUACAUACCGCCGUCGGCAACCGACAUGAAGGAGGCCGACAAGAUCAGCAGGGGCACGAUGCUCAAGACGUGCCCGGCGAUGUACUCGACGAUGGAGGACGGCGCGGUGGUCCGGGGCCUGGCGGGGCUGCCGGAGGAGGGGCCGGUGCUGCUGGUGGGCAACCACAUGCUGAUGGGCACGGAGAUCAUCCCGCUCGGCGCGGAGCUGAUGCGGCGGAGGAAGGUGGUCGUCCGCGGCGUCGCCCACCCGCUGCUGUUCCCGAGGAAGGCGAGGACGCGGUCGCAGGGGCACGACCUCUUCGACCUCCUCAAUCUGUGGGGCGGCGUGCCCAUGACCUACCGGUGCAUGUACGAGCUGCUGGCCGCCGGCGAGUUCGUGCUGCUCUACCCCGGUGGCUAUAGGGAGGCGCUCCACUGCAAGGGAGAAGAGCACAGGCUUUUCUGGCCGGACCAGGCUGAGUUCGUCAGGAUGGCGGCGCAGUUCGAUGCCACCAUCGUGCCGUUUGGAGUCGUCGGAGAGGAUGACCUUGUGAACCUGCUCUGGACAUUCAAUGAUAUUAAGAGCGUGCCCUUCGGCAGGAAGCUGCUGCGGGGCUACAGCAACCAUCUGAAGCUAAGGGACACUCACGAGGUGAUCUUCCCCGGCGCAGUGCCGAAGAUUCCCGGCCGGUUCUACUACCGGUUCGGGAAGCCGAUCCCGACGAGGGGGCGGCAGGACGUGCUCACCGACCGGCGGGCCGCGACCGAGCUCUACUUCGAUGUUAAAUCGGAGGUGGAGGAAAUCAUCGCCUACCUGCUGGAGAAGAGGGAGGAGGACAGGUACAGGAGCAUCCUGCCCAGGCUCCUCUACAGAGCUGUGAGGGGGCCCAAAACUGAAGUCCCAGCCUUCAACCCUUAACAUAUACAGUACUACUAGUAAUGUUGCACGUAGCACUAAAUAUGGAUGUAUAUAUAUUCUCAAAAACUCAUGACCCAUACCAUAAUACUAAUACUCUACAUGAUUAUACUGCACAAAAGUGUGGGCGUGCUCA